AUGGAGCUGCCAACAUUUACAGAAGCGUUAGAGGAGACCGAACAGAUACUCCAAAAAUGCUUCGCCCAGUUUCAAACGGACGAAGUGUUCCUGUCAUUCAACGGGGGCAAAGAUUGCACUGUGCUAUUAGACGUAACGAUAAACGUUUUAAAGAAUAUGUGCAAAGCUAAAGACUUGAGCAGGGAACUCAAGGUGAUCUACAUUAGGACCAUUGAUCCAUUCAAGGAAAUAGAGGAUUUCGUUAAGGAGAUAGAAAUGCAUUACGGACUAAGACUCAUCGUGACCGAGGGAGAGUUGAAGGCAGCUCUACAGAGGAUAACAGACAGCGAUGAGAAGUUAAAAGCGUGCCUUAUGGGUACCCGUCGCACAGACCCGUACAGUGAGAAUUUGAAGUUUAUGCAAAAUACUGACGCAGACUGGCCGCAAAUAUUGAGGGUCUCGCCACUCUUAAACUGGAGCUACCAUCAGAUAUGGAGCUACAUCUUGCAAAGGAGGGUGCCGUAUUGCAGUCUGUACGACAAAGGCUACACGUCGAUCGGUAGCAGUUCGAACACGCGUCCCAACCAGGCGUUGGCAGGGUCGCUGGAGCGAGCGGGCCGCGGCAAGAUCCGCGCGGAUCUAGCCAACGGCGCGGAUCUGGCCAACGGCGCGGACCUCGCCAACGGCGCGGAUCUGACCAACGGCGCGGAUCACACCGACGGCGCGAUACGCGCAAAGACCGUCGCGUCGGACGAGAAGCGCGCGACAGAGACGGCCAUAUGCGGAAAUGAGGAUGCCAGUGAAGGAGGGACGGUCGAGACGAUCAAAGCAACACAAUCCGCAAAUACCGACGCGCAG
Messenger RNA from Iphiclides podalirius (scarce swallowtail), 837 nucleotides. The record is from the annotation of a GenBank genome assembly. Lineage: Eukaryota; Metazoa; Arthropoda; Insecta; Lepidoptera; Papilionidae.